CGAGACUUUUAGUCGUCGUCGACGUCGUCGUCCUCCUCCUCCUCCUUCUCGUCGUUUUGGUGGUUGUUGUUGUUCGUCCAGUCCAGAGCAGUACUCGUAGUCGUACUUACAUUAAUUGCUCGCAGGUAUCAGUGCUGUUUGCAUCAGUCAGUGAGACCAAGCCGUAAAAAAUCUUCCUCCCCAGUCAGAUCUCUGAUCUCUCGAGAAGACAAAGAAUUUGCCAUUUUCAUCCUCCUUUAAUCACUCAGAUAUAAGAUCAAACGGGAGAAAACGAUCUCCCUUUUCAUGGUUUGGAACCAGAUUUCCACCACUUUCUUCUCUGUGACCGUGGUGUUGGUGUUCGUUCGUUAGUCGUCACGACGGUGGUGGUGGUGCUGGAACGACCGUGGGAAUGCUGCCCUACUUGUUCGGGACACUCGUCCUAAUCCUUACUUGCACGCCGCUGGCCAACUCCAAGUACUCGGAACCAUGUGUUGCGGAUCGGUUGACGGUUUAUCGCGUCGUUAUGAACACCUACUGGUCCAAGAAGGACUUUCCAAAACAUUAUCCAAUGUUUCGACCAAGUGCCCAGUUCUCCAAGCUGAUUGGUCGCUCCCACGACGAGUCUUUCCUCCUCUUUGAACUUAACCGAACUGCGUCGGAGGGUGUCAGGAUCUUUGCAGAAACCGGAGCGUCCGACGUGCUGGACCAACUUUCUCAAGGAGAGGGAGGGAUUUAUGAUGAAUUUAUUGCCCCGUCAGUCCUACACGGAGUUGGAAGCACUCAUGCCGAGUUCUUCGUGGACGGAAAUCACUCAAGGGUCUCGUUGAUCUCCCGGAUUGUGCCAUCACCCGACUGGUUCGUGGGAAUCAGUAGUUACGACCUAUGCUCGAAUGGACGCUGGGUGGACAGUGUCAUGAUUGAGGUUGAUCCAUUAGAUGCUGGAAGCGACAACGGGUUAACAUUCACGAGUCCAAACUGGCCGACGGAUCCCCGUGUCCCGGUACGAAGACUGACUCCAAGACAUCCCAACCACCAAGCGAGCUCCUUCUUCUACCCUGACAGAGAAACAUUGCCACCCAUCGCAACUUUCCAGUUUCACAAGGUGAAGGAGUACGCUCUGAGUGAGGUUUUCCAUCACCCCGAAUCAGAGAUUUUGAACAAUGAUGUGACCGAUCCGGAGAGCCGUCCGAGAGAAACCAAUUUAAAAAGUGCUUCAGCCUCUUCAUCAUUGUCAAAUGGGGCAAAAAAAGAAGAGUCCAACAGCAUCAUAGACUAUGUCCCGUUCCCAGAAAACAGAAAGAGCAGCAGCUCCAGCUCCACCAGCUCUCGAGAUAAGAAACGUAAACUAAAGAAGUUCCGCCCUCCAAAAGACUGCCAAGUUACGGAGUGGUCUUCAUGGACGCCUUGCAGCAAAGUUUGCGGUCUCGGCGAAAUGACCCGAUCCAGAGGAAUUCUGACUCAUGCGAGACGCGGUGGGAAUGUGUGCCCUCCUCUCAAACAGGCCAAAUGGUGCGGCUCGGCGAGAUCAUGCUCUUCUCGGAACUACUUCAACUGGGCUAAUCGGUGGUAGGCAGGCCCCCCUCGUGCAUGGACUGGAUGGAUGGAUGGCAACCUUUCCUGGGUCAGAGUCAACUACGGGCGAUUCUAGUAUUUAUCAUUUCGACAACACCACCACCACCACCACCAUCGUCCACUCCACACCACGCCACCAUUUAUACGCACGGAUGAAUAGAAUAUUAUUAAAUAUAUUAUAAUACAUUAUAAAUUUUAUGUGUGAUUUCCAAAAAAAAACGCUCAAGAGGCUUUCUUUUCUGUCUCGGUGCCUCCUUUCAUUCGUGGAGGGAAAGAAUGGACCGAGACGGUGACGAUCAGUGGCUGCGGAAGGUGUGGGGACAUUAUUAAUAACAUUGUAGGAUAGGGGAGGGCAAUAGCAUGGACAGAUAAUGGGGACAUUGUCCCUCUGUCCCCCCACUUCCGCGGCCACUGAUGACAAUUACGAUGAUAGGACACAAUAUAUACGAGUCAAUUUACAUUACACAGCCGCCACUACCAACCAACCACCAAACGGUGUUGAAUCCAUAAUUAUUAAACAAUCCAUAAAUAACAAACACAAGUAUUAUGAAAUAUCUAUUUACCAGUCGAAAAAUAACUGCCCCACAAACAAUUCCACCCUAAAUUACACACUGCCGAUGAUAAAUACGAGUAAAUUACCGCACGUGGAAUAAUCUUUAUAUGCAAAUUUAUACUAUUAUGUAUACCCACUAACCCCAUCCUCCUUUCCCUUUUCAAGGAGAUGAUGAAUGAAUGCAUGAGUGCCGCCUUGUUUGGAAAGAAUGAAAUAUGUUGCUACCGAUAAAACUAAUUGAAAAAUAAUAAAGAUAAAUUCAAAAAGAUUUAUUGUCUCAAAAUA
Folsomia candida is the source of this 2392-nucleotide messenger RNA. Its product is annotated as spondin-2. Lineage: Eukaryota; Metazoa; Arthropoda; Collembola; Entomobryomorpha; Isotomidae. Gene Ontology annotation, biological process: cell adhesion. Gene Ontology annotation, cellular component: extracellular matrix. The coding region runs from base 392 to 1552 and encodes 386 amino acids. The record is from RefSeq and is a predicted model, not a curated record. The transcript is spliced from 9 exons.